Molecule: messenger RNA, 918 nt
Organism: Penicillium concentricum
Lineage: Eukaryota; Fungi; Ascomycota; Eurotiomycetes; Eurotiales; Aspergillaceae
Product: putative HAD superfamily hydrolase
Exons: 3
Coding region: 1-918 (305 amino acids)
Molecular function (GO): phosphatase activity
Source: RefSeq, a predicted model, not a curated record
AUGGCUUUGAAUAUGCCUGAGCUCGAAGUGGAAGACCGCCCAGGCCUUGACACGAAUAUGAAAAUUGACAUCUAUCUUACGAAGAGCACCAGUUUCCCCGCAGUCCGCGCCUGCAUUUUCGACAUGGACGGUCUCCUCAUCAACUCCGAAGACAUAAUAGGUCUAUCUACGAACCAAUUGCUUGAAAAGUAUGGAAGACCUCCUCUGACUCGGUCAAUUCAAGCUCAGCUUAUGGGUGUCGCGGACUCGACAAAUGGCGAUAUAUUCCACAACUGGGCCAAGCUGCCUAUUUCCCGCGAGCAAUUCGCCCGCGAAUCAAGUGAGGGCAUGCGACUACGUUUUCCCGAUUGCAGGCCGCUGCCUGGCGCGGAGAAUAUUUUAUCGAACCUAAGCCGUGCACGGAGUGCUUCGUCUGGGGAUAUGAUUCAGCUGGCUCUAGCUUCCAGUACCAAGACCCGGAGUUAUGAGCUGAAAACCUCGGGGCCAGAAUCGAAAAGGUUACUGAGCUUUUUCCGCCCCGACAGAAGGGUCCUGGGUGAUGAUCCACGAGUGCGACAGGGUCGAGGGAAGCCAGCGCCCGACAUUUAUUUGCUCGCGUUGCAGUCGUUGAACUCAGGGGUAGACUCUGCGGAAAAAGCCAUCCUGCCCAGCGAAUGUUUGGUCUUCGAAGAUAGCAUCGCUGGAGUAGAGGCUGGAAGACGAGCUGGGAUGAGAGUUGUUUGGGUACCACAUCCAGAUGUGGCGGUCGAGUAUCAGCCGAUGCACAAAGAUAUCCUAGCAGGGAGGUCGGGGAGAUUCAAGGUCGGAGACGACUGGCAGCUAGGAGAAAUUGACGACGGCUGGGCUGAAAGUAUACCUAGUCUGGAACACUUUGAUUACGAGAAGUAUGGCCUCGAUGUGGUAUCUCAAAUAUCUUAA